Molecule: messenger RNA, 4796 nt
Organism: Linum trigynum
Lineage: Eukaryota; Viridiplantae; Streptophyta; Magnoliopsida; Malpighiales; Linaceae
Source: the annotation of a GenBank genome assembly
CUGCAGCAGGGACUUGUUUUGCUGAGACAAAUGGAAGUAAUUAAUGGUGAUAAUUAUGGUAAUUAAGUGAGCACACGUGGGAAAGGGAGCCGAGACCAACUCGGGAAAAAAACAUGAGGCACGUGGGUGGGUUCCAACUCUAACGCCGUUUUGGUGGGCGGGCCUGCCCGUGGCCCGGUUGGUUGCCCUUUUGUGCGGGUCCGUUUAUGGGCUUUGGAUUUUAGGUGUGUGGGAAAUGGUUCCGGAUCAAACUCACGAGAAUCGUAAAUCUAAUAGUAGGAGAUUUUUUAUGGAUCGAGGAUUGGAUAAAUCGUGCAUUCGAUCAGUUUUGGUCCGAUCGAAAGACUUGCAUCUCCGACGACUCGGAAUGGGACUUCCGUCAAAGCUUUCCUGCCUUGAAGCGAAGGCAAAAUAUUACUCCGGUGCAUUUUUCUUCGGUGUUUGUAAAAUUCGUAUGACCAUGGAUGGAACCAUAUAAUACUCUGUUUCGGUGUCCGAAAGUUGGUUUGGUCUGGUGCAGUCUGAUAUCGAUUGAGCCGUUGCACGAAUUUCCACUCCACCCUUACACCCCACUUAUACACUCGCGCUCGUUUCUUUGCUUUUGAUCCAACUCAUUUUUUAAUUCGAUUAUAUCAUAAACACUUGAUCUCCACGAUUCAUUGUACAUAAUUUUAUUGUGAAUCUUUUAUCUCAAAUGAAAGUCAAUUUACGUAUUUGGAGUUCCCACAAACCCACCACACAUUGUAUUUAUGUCAGCUUUUGAUAUUGUAGCUGACUGGAGGUUCAAACAUAUGCUCACUUGAUCAAAUCAGCUCGAUACCAAGUAAUCAACCGUUGCUCUAUUAGAAGAAGGUUAAUCAUGCAUCUUACACCGCUCUUUAACUAUCACGUCGGAACAAAUAACCACCCCUAAUUGAUAUGAAGGGUUGGGUCCAUCCAAUAAUUUCUUCCCCAGUUCCCCAUAUGACUUGGUUGGCCUAUGUAGCCACCAAAGAUAGUUUGAAUGAAACAAUUAAAUACAAAUAAUUGCCCAUCCAACAAAUAUCGUGUUUCCGUAUUGUUUUGGUUAAUUACUUCAAAAUUUAUUUAUUUAUUUAUUUAUUUAUUUAUGAAAAUGAGAAGUCGCUCUCUUGCUGACAACCAAAUAGAUGGAAUUGGUUGGGUGUCGGUAUACAUGUCCCAAUUCUUCACCAACCAAUCCGAUUCCCUUAGCUUUGUUUGAGAUUAUGUGAAACUCCUCCAUUUUUGUCCCCAUGGUGUAUGUGAUAAUUUUCUCGUUAAUACAACUGAUCUUUUGAUAAAAAAAUCUUGAAUUUGUGUUGUUGUGUAUUUUAUCCUCUUAUAUCAUCAUUGAAUUAACAUCUUGAGAUUAAAUUUCAAAUUGUCCUUAAUUAUUCCGUCAGAUAUUGAAAGAUGAAGAGGCAAAGAUAAUUUAGUUACGUUACAACAUUAGGGUAUAAAGCAUGCAUAAGAAUAAGAUUACGAAGACUUCAUUUUCGCGGGGUUAUAAGUUAUAACGAUGUUCAUGUCCUUAAUAAACAUUAAUUAAAUUACCCCUAUUCUCUCUCGCCUACCCCAGUUGUAACUUGUAAGUGUUUAAAAAAUAUGAUUAUGAUUUGCUUAAAUGAUCAAUACGUUCGAAACGAUUUUGGACUACUGUUUAUCUUCUAUGUAGCAUAUGCUCGUAAUUUACAAUCAUUGCUUUUAAUUAGGGAUGACAAAUUGUUCGUAUGACAAAGAUUUUGCUAUAAACAACUUCCAACAACCAUCAAAUAUAAUUUUCGCUACUAAAUGUUGAUGGAAUUGUAAUAUGACUUAUAAAAUCUGAUUCAUUUGUAGUUUCCAGAACAUCCAUUCACAUCAUCUUCAAACACUGGCAUAUUGAAUUCUUUGAUAAAGUGUGAAAAUUUUCAUAGGAUAUUGAUGUUGAUUAGUUUUUUCCCCCUGAGAUACUAUAUGGAUAGUGAACGAGAAUGCACAAAAGUGGGGGGUUUUUUAGGGAAAAAAAACAUUAAAAAAAUUUAGUGAUAUGGAUGCUCUAAAACAUACUAGGAGUUUAUGCAAUUCUUAAUGCAGUCUUGUGUGCAUCUUAGGAAGUUUGUCAGACUUAUAUCAGGUCUGAUUGUCAGAUUCUGACCCUCGCCUUGAAGCUUGCUCCUAAUCGAUGAUCAAUGGCAAUGUCGACCAAUCUUGGCACGUAUCAUUUCCCCCUCCAAUUGGCUUCUUGGAUCAAAGUGAUGUUUAUCUCUAAGGGUUUUAAUGGUCUUGCUAAUUGGGUGGCUUGGAUUGAGCGAAUGGGAUCACUUCCCUCGCAUUGGUUUAUUAUUGCUGAUCUUAUUUCUCCUUCGCUGUAGGAAUGUACUUGGCUUCGGUUGAUAAGUUAUGGAAUAAAAGCAAAUCUAAUUGUAAAAAAAAAAUACUAGGAGCAUAUUGUUGGCUGGUUUGGACAUGAAUACUUAAAAUAUCAAACUAACAUAAAAAUACUUUUUCGUUGGUUUCACACAAAAAUUAAUCAAUUUGUUUUAUCAGUUCGAUAUUCCUCAUGAAAUCGGUUCGUAGUGAAUUGUGUAUCAUGAAGUUGGGUGAAAAAUUGGUUUAAAGAAAUAAAAAUUAAUAAGUUACAAUAAAAUAAUUAAUAAAAACCGCCUGAAAUAAGUGAUUUAUUUCUGAUUCCUUGUGCUUGUCAACCUUUCAUACGUGGAUUAAAUGGAAUUAAAGCUGGAUUAGGUUUUGGAAAUAGAAUAUUGUUUGUUUGUUUAGUUUCGGUUUGACGCAACGCUUCGUGGUAGAGAGAUAGAGACUAGAGAGAGAGAGAGAGAAAGAAGUGAUAAAGAAAAUGGCGGGUGACUGCCUGACUGGUGAGGUGAGACAAAUGGAAGAAAGACCAAACCAGAAGAAAAAAACAUUUCACAGCAAACAGACACACUCAGAAAACCGGGAAACGAUAGAGAUAGAAAGAGAGAGAGAGUCAGUAGCGAGCCUGUGGAUCGCCUCCCCUCAUUAAACAAGAGCUGUCUCUAAUGCUGCUGUCUCUCUACUACGACUGCAUGAAAUCACAAUCCCACAUUUCUCAAUCACCACUCUUCUCUCCACUCUCUGCCUUUUGCUCUAAGUAAUCGGGACAGAUUCAGGUUUAGCGUGCAGAGAUUUUUUUGCAACCGAACUUCUUCUUCUACCCUUUUGGAUUGUGGCUUGUGGGUUCCCGAGAAAUGAACGAGACUCUGUUCCUUUAACCACAAAGGAGCCUUCUUUCUUGUCUUGUCUAUUCAUUUCCUCUGUUCUUCUGCAACUACUUCUGUUAAUUAAGGGAUUCAGAUUGUUGGAAUUGGUUUGAUUUUCGUUUUCCCCAUCUGGGUUUUUUUUUCCCCCAAUUUUCUUUGUGGGGAGAAAAAAAAAAAUGAAGGAGUUGUUGGAGAAAAGCUUGGAUCCACAGCUAUGGCACGCUUGUGCAGGGAGCAUGGUUCAAAUCCCACCUCUCAACUCGAAAAUAAUCUACUUCCCACAAGGCCACGCGGAGCACUGCCAAUCCCCCGUCGAUUUCCCCUUCUCCUCCGCCGCCGCGGCCUCCAAAAUCUCGGCCUCCAUCCUCUGCCGCGUCGCCGCCGUGAGGUUCCUCGCCGACCCAGAAACCGACGAGGUCUACACCAAGAUGAGCCUCGUCCCUCUUCCCCCCGACGCCGCCGAGCUCGAUUUCGGCGCAGACGAAAUCGAGCUCGGCAGCAAUAGCGGAAUCCAAGAGAAUCCGGCUUCCUUCGCCAAAACCCUGACCCAAUCCGACGCCAACAACGGCGGGGGAUUCUCCGUUCCGCGUUACUGCGCCGAGACAAUUUUCCCCAGGCUGGAUUACUCGGCGGAUCCGCCCGUCCAGACAGUUCUAGCGAAGGACGUCCAUGGCGAGGUUUGGAAGUUCAGGCACAUCUACAGGGGAACUCCCCGGAGGCAUCUGUUGACUACUGGGUGGAGCACGUUCGUGAACCAGAAGAAAUUGGUCGCCGGGGACUCAAUCGUGUUUCUCCGAGCAGAGAACGGCGAUCUCUGCGUCGGUAUUCGCCGCGCCAAGCGAGGAUUUGGUGGGUCGUCCUCGUUUUCCCCACAAUCUGGUUGGGGCAUUAACACAAACACCUACGGGGCAGGUGGGAUGGGGAACAACCCAUACGGCAAUUUUUCUCUGUUUCUCAAGGAGGAUGAGAACAAGGCUGUAAGAAAUGGUGGAAAGGGAUCGUCGUCGCCGGCGGCGGCGGGGAAGGUGAAGCCGGAGGAUGUUUUGGAAGCAGCGAGAUUGGCUGCGAGUGGGCGGCCAUUUGAUGUGUACUAUUACCCUAGAGCUAGUACUCCAGAGUUUUGUGUCAAGGCUUCUUCUGCUAGAGCUGCAAUGAGGAUCCAUUGGUGUCCUGGGAUGAGGUUCAAGAUGCCAUUUGAGACUGAGGAUUCUUCUAGGAUCAGCUGGUUCAUGGCUACUGUGGCUUCUGUUCAGGUUGCUGAUCCCAUCCGCUGGCCGAAUUCGCCAUGACGACUUCUCCAGGUUCUUACCAAACACUUGCAGCAUUGCUAUUGUGUUCCUUAACGUGUCAAAAUUUGGUCUUUUUGAUUGUAUGCUUAGUAUUUCAGCCAUGAAUGGAGCUUGAUUUUAGGUCCCCUUCUUGUGAAGAACACAACUGCUUUGGUUCAAACACCAGUGUUUCUUCGAUUCGGCCGAAAUUAGCUAGAAAUUAGUAUGCAGACACUGAAAAUUCUCCAGCUCAUUUGUUGGUUGACGACAUGUGAGGGUCUAAUCUUAGUAAAUGAUGAUAGUACGA